CCAACUACAGCCUCUAUCACUUCCUGUUCAUACUGCUACAGUACCGACCUAGAUUACCUACCAUCAUAGCGACGUACAUCAUCUAGCCCACACCGUAUCCCUAGGAAGACCACAUCUCCCAACUUCAAUGUUCCCCUCGCAACCCCUCAACCCGACUCCCUUUCAAAAAACAGUCGCCUCACGACUCCGCAACCGGCCGUUUCUCUACUUUGGCGUGCCCUUCUUGUCCAUCGUCGUCCUGGCGAGUUAUGGAUUGCAGGGAUUCACGAAGACGAGGUAUGACUAUCAUGAUACCAAGGUUCAGACGAUAACGAAGGAAGACGAGCUCAAGAUGAGCAAAGGCAGGAAGAAGCUCGAUCUACGGGAAGAAUACUAUCGACUACAAAACCUCGGCAUCGGGUCUGAUGAAUACGACAUCGUCCGAGUAGCUCGACCUGCCGGUGUUCCAGAGUGGGGAGUGGAUGCGACCGUCAAGAGCACGAGUAGUAGUGCUGCGAACUCGGAACCUCGGGCGAGGUUGGUCUGAGAAGCAGGUCAGACUCUGCGUUGUGUUCUUCGCUCGUUGUACCAAUGCUUCGAGCCCCACUGUAUCCUACAAUCGUACAUCAUCAUCAGCAUAUCAGCAUCAUACCUGACUGAACCAGAAGCCAGAAG
This is a messenger RNA of Filobasidium floriforme, 654 nucleotides long. Its product is annotated as cytochrome c oxidase assembly protein COX16-domain-containing protein. NCBI's taxonomy places the organism in Eukaryota, Fungi, Basidiomycota, Tremellomycetes, Filobasidiales, Filobasidiaceae. Gene Ontology annotation, biological process: mitochondrial respiratory chain complex IV assembly. The transcript is spliced from 3 exons. Gene Ontology annotation, cellular component: mitochondrial inner membrane. The coding region runs from base 128 to 526 and encodes 132 amino acids. The record is from RefSeq and is a predicted model, not a curated record.